Trematosphaeria pertusa is the source of this 2277-nucleotide messenger RNA. RefSeq names its product UV-endonuclease UvdE. Lineage: Eukaryota; Fungi; Ascomycota; Dothideomycetes; Pleosporales; Trematosphaeriaceae. The record is from RefSeq and is a predicted model, not a curated record. The transcript is spliced from 3 exons. Gene Ontology annotation, molecular function: endonuclease activity. Gene Ontology annotation, biological process: response to UV; nucleotide-excision repair; mitochondrial DNA repair. Gene Ontology annotation, cellular component: mitochondrion; nucleus. The coding region runs from base 1 to 2277 and encodes 758 amino acids.
AUGGCCAACAAGCGCAAACGGUCAUCAGGACUAACCGCCGCGUCCGACGUGGUAUCAUCCAACACGGACCAGCUUAGGAACCGCCGUACUGCAGUCCCUCUGCCAGCAAAUGUCGCAAGACAAGAGCCUCAGCCACCGCGCCGUCAGCCAUCGCGAGCGGGGAAUUCCGCAAAUACGAACCCCAAAGCCAAUAUACUUGACGGAAUAUCAUCUCUACGGGCUUCGCCUGAUGGUGGCGAGUUUACCGGUGUUGGAUCCGGUGUGAAACCUCGUAGGGAUAAUUCUGGCCGUGCGGACAAAACUGGGGCCGGCGUUCGAAGGAACACGACGGAAGCGCUACCUGAGACUGCGGCGGCUGAUCUUCCUGACCGGCCACCCGGCAGGAAUAAGAGAAGGAAAGACCCCUCGCAGCAUGUGAAGGUGGACAGUGCGGAGACCAAUAACACUCCCGUUAAUGCCGCUUCAAAGGAUGUCACUCUUCCGCCUAGAGAUGCCGUCGAACAGGACGUGGGGGUGACUGUCGAUCCAGAAGAGGGGCCGACGGGCGAGGAGGACGAGGAGGAGGUCAAGGAAGCGCACUCCAGGCCGUCACCCGUCAACUCUGACUAUCUUCCGCUGCCGUGGAAAGGACGGCUGGGAUAUGCCUGUCUCAACACCUACCUUCGCAACGCUAACCCACCCGUCUUCAGUUCUCGAACGUGCCGUAUAGCCAGUAUCCUGGAACACCGUCACCCUCUCAAAGACCUGUUGCAACCUGAACAUGCCACUAAGAACCGGCCCGACAAAGAUCAGCCUGCGGAUACCACACGAGGACAGAAGUAUGUCGAGGAAUUGGGCCUAGCCAACGCACGAGACGUGGUCAAGAUGCUACGUUGGAACGACAAGUACGGGAUCAAGUUCAUGCGACUGAGCAGCGAGAUGUUCCCUUUCGCCUCUCACGAUGAAUUUGGGUACAAACUUGCGCCCUUCGCAGCGGAUACUCUCGCGGAGGUAGGUAGAGUAGUUGCCGAGCUGGGCCAUAGGGUUACCACGCAUCCAGGCCAGUUUACCCAGCUCGGAUCGCCGCGUAGGCAAGUCAUUGACGCGUCGAUGCGCGACCUUGAGUAUCACGAGGAGAUGCUUUCUCUUCUCAAGCUGCCACCUCAGCAGGACCGAGAUGCGGUGAUGAUAUUGCACUUGGGCGGAGCCUUUGGUGACAAGGCUGCUACACUUGAUCGCUUCCGGGAGAAUUACGCCAAAUUGCUACAAAGUGUCAAGAACCGGCUAGUGCUUGAGAAUGACGACGUGAUAUGGUCGGUACACGACCUUCUACCAUUAUGCCAGGAACUCAAUAUCCCUUUCGUUCUCGACUUCCAUCACCACAAUAUUAUCUUCGAUUCUGCGAAGAUCCGGGAAGGGACGAAAGAUAUUGUGGCCCUCUUUCCCGCCAUCAUUGAAACAUGGACGAGGAAAGACAUCACUCCAAAGAUGCACUAUUCCGAACCUUGUCCAGAUGCCAUUACAGGCAGGUCUCGACGAAAGCAUUCGCCGCGUGUCAUGACAUUGCCCCCUUGCCCAGAUACAAUGGACCUCAUGAUCGAAGCGAAAGACAAGGAGCAAGCAGUCUUCGAGCUCAUGCGCACUUUUAAGCUUCCCGGUUUCCACUUGUUCAACGACGUUGUUCCGCACAUCCGGCAAGACGAGAACAAGCCCUUCAAGCCGAAGCCAAAGAAAGCUGCCAAGAAAAGGAAGAAGAAGAAAUCAGAUGACCUCGACGAUCUCGACCUGAAAAUCGAGGAGGCAGAGGAAGAAGAGAAGGCGCCGCCUCUCGUACCCGAACAUGAAGUGGGCAUGGGCGGGCCCGAGAAUCGCGUGUACUGGCCUCCUGGCAUGGAAGACUGGCUUCGGCCACCGAAGCGCAUCAUGAAGAAGAAAGAGGAAGGUGCUGCGACACCUGCAAAGAAGAAGAGGAAAACUGCGGCAGCCUCCGACGAAGCCUCAGUCAACGGUGAAGUCAAUGGCGCCGAGAUAGAGACCAAAACGGCUGCCAAGAAGGCUGCACCUCGGCGUGCAGCAGGCUCGGCGAAGAAGAAGACGCCGAAGUCUGUUCCUACACCUGAGCCUUCGGAAGAGGAUAGCGAGCCGCUUAGCGAUAUUGGGGAUGAGGAGGAGAGCGUGGUUGGCGCGAGGAGUCUCGCUGUCGCUGCUAAACCUCCUGCGCCAACGAGGAAGAGGUCAGGGAGGGUGUCGCAGAGGAUAAGUUACAAGGAGGAGGAUGCGGAUGAGAUGAGUGUGUAG